AUGGUUUACAUCACCCGAGAAUUGAGCUCGGCCACCAGUGCCAAUGCUCCACCACAUCGACCCAUCCGCGCAGACACGCUCGACCUCAAGCAGAAGCUUGCCGUUGCUCUUGGUCAGAAUGGUGCCCGUUAUUGGCAAACCCUUGUUCAGUUCCUCAAGGGUGCCAUCGACCGUUCCGAGUUCGAGGCGCUGGCCCACAAGGCGCUCAAAGCUGAGCACGUCCACCUACAUAACGCAUUGAUCCUCGGCAUCCUCUACAAUGCCAGCACCGACGUUCCAGGUCCAUCCAGCCGUACCGUCAGGCGCAUCACCCGCAUCCUGCCAGACGGCUCCACCAUCACCGAAGAGGAAGAAGAAGAGCCAAGUCGCAAGCGUCUUCGCAACCUCGUUGCUGGUCUCCCUCGCAAGGAGCGCUUGCGUCUCAAGAAACUCGAAAAGGUCGGCAAGCUUGGCGCCAACGCCAUCGGUGGAGCUGCAAGCCUCGGGUGGGCAGGAUCGGCCGCCGACAUGCUCGAAAAGAAACGCAAGGACGAAGAAAAGCGCAAGGUCGCCGAAGACCGUCGCAAGGUAAGACACUACAAGAGCGCCAUCGGUGCCAAAGACUGGAAAGGUCAGGCUGUUCAAGCUACCCAGCAGAUUGCCGCUGUGCGCGGCAAGCUUUCUUUCUCUGCCCAACAAGCUGUUGCGCGUGCACUUCAAGCGCCACUCUGCGUCGAAUCCAAGCAUUUGCCCGAUUUGGACAGUAUCAAAGAUCGAAUGACGCUACUUGCUGUCGAGAACGGCAUGCCGGGAGGUGUGCAACAUCAAGCUGCUGCUAUGGUGUUGUCCGCACUUCAAAGUCACCUUCAGAACGUAGCAAGCAGUAUCAUCACCAAGAUCCGCGCCAACCGCACCGAUGGGAUCAAGACCAACGAGCCCCUCCGCCCAGCUUCGGAGUAUAGCAACAUCAGUCUCGACCCUGCUUCCUACAUGCCAGACCCUAUGCGUGGCUCGCCAGCGCUCGAUGCAAUGGACUUGGACGACAGCUCGCCCAACUCUGUGCAGGGCAGCCCAGCACGCCUCCUACGCUCGAUUCAGUCCGACAUGUCGUCACGCACCAGCACUUCAGGCAUCGGCACUUCCUUCGCAGACUCUUCUAUGCUUUCCCUCGCCAGUACAGCUGCCACCAGCCUCGCGGGACCUUCUUCACCCUCCAUCCGCGACGGUGACAGCAGCGGUCAGUUUCAAGACACUUCUUUCGGCAACAGUAGCACCGCUGCUGAUGGAGAGAACUCCGCUGUCAACGGUGGGAACAGACUUAAACGUUCACGCGACACCAUGCAAGGCACCGACCGCUCUGGUGCAGCGAGUACACGUCUCACCGUCUCCGACGUUGCGUUCCUGCUCGAAGUGGCACCGCACACCGUCGUCGAGCCAAUGGGUCAAGGCACGCAGGAACGCAUGCUCGCCCCUGAGUGGAGCGACGACUCCGUCUUUGGUGCCGAAGACAAGACUGGUCGACUAUGCCCUUAUUCUUCGCCAGAGAGACAGCUUGCACGUUCAGCUCGUCUUGCCGCCACCACUCAUCUCAGCGAGACCAGCGGUGCAGGAGCAGAUGUGCCGGUCAGAAAUCGCUUCGUUAUCGACCAGUCAGCUCCACUGCGACUACUUGACCGCCGAACGCUGGCUGAGAACGAAGGUAGAGCAAGACCAACAAAAGGUGGGUUGUCAGUACCGGAGUACAAAGAUCCUCAAGCAGUGUUGACAGACGUCAAUGGGAGGAAGAAGGAUGGUCUGUUGCAUGGAAGUGGUGCAGCGGCGGUGCACCAACACAGACACAAGGAUGACAUUUGGGAUGUCGUGGAUCCAGUUGCCUUGUUUGGACAGCUUUGUGAGUAA
Molecule: messenger RNA, 1878 nt
Organism: Ustilago hordei
Lineage: Eukaryota; Fungi; Basidiomycota; Ustilaginomycetes; Ustilaginales; Ustilaginaceae
Exons: 3
Coding region: 1-1878 (625 amino acids)
Biological process (GO): regulation of transcription by RNA polymerase II
Cellular component (GO): SAGA complex
Molecular function (GO): transcription coactivator activity
Source: RefSeq, a predicted model, not a curated record